AUGGCACGGGCUCCGCUGCAACAUGAGAUUGAGGAUGCUGAAAGGCAACUUCAAGGAAUCGAAGAUGAUGUCAGAGACUUGCUAUCAAAAACAGACAAAAUCCUAUCAGAUAUGGAAACUCUGGAAAAUGAAAUCCAACAAAAUAUGAGAUGUUUCAAUUGGUGUCCUAAUUGGAGUUGGCGGUAUCGAUUAAGUAAGAAAGCAAUGAAGAACACUUUUGUUAUUUUUGUGCUUCUUGAGAACACCACCAAAUUUGGUCAACCUGGACGAGUGGGCUACCGUUCACCUAGUACAGUUCCGACCAUAGAAUUCCACUCUUCAAAGGAUUUUAUGGACUCUAAAUCUUCAAAAACAGCUUCUAAUCAGAUCAUUGAGGCCCACAGGAUGACAAUUUGUGAUUACUACGUGUCUCAGAAGCCAAACUUUGAAACAAUUCAAGAUGAAAUUGCAAAAUACCUGGAUUUCGAUGUGAAGAAUGAACUAGGAAGAAGAUCAAGACAAGAAUUCUGGUUGAAACUGCAGGAUGAGAAAAGGAUUCUAAUAAUCCUUCAUGAUGUUUGGGCAAAAAUUGACUUAAAGGAGGAGAUAGGAAUUCCAUUUGCUGAGGAUCAUAAAGGCUGCAAAAUUCUUUUAACAACACGUCGUCAACAAGUAUGCACUGCUAUGGGAUGUCAAAAGACAAUACCACUUGGUUGUUUAGAUGACCAUGAAGCUUGGACUUUAUUUGCGGCGAUAGCAGGUCUAGAUAACUCUUCUGAUGACGCUAUUAAACAUGUAGCAACUAAAGUUAUCAAAAAGUGUGAGGGUUUGCCCAUAGCUAUAGUUGCAUUGGGAAGUGCUCUAAAAGGUAAAAAUCAUCAUAUGUGGAAAGCAGCACAUCGGAAACUCAAAAACCGUAGAUUGGGUGACAUCGAAGAUAUUGAUCAACAAAAUGCUUACCUAUGUCUUGAGGUAAGUUUUGAUUAUCUGAAGGAUACGGCGACCAAGAUGUGUUUCUUAUUGUACUCUUUAUUUCCUGAAGAUUAUAAGAUUUAUGUAGAGGAGUUGGUGAGAUAUGCAUGGGGACUAGAGUUGUAUGAAGGUAUGGGCUCAAUUGAAGAAGUGAGGAGCGAAGUGCUUGCAGCGAUCGAUAUCCUCAAGGAUUCUUGUUUGUUGAUAAAUUGUGGAGAAAGGCAUGUUAAAAUGCAUGACAUGGUUAGUGAUGUUGCUUUGUGGAUAGCAUUCUACAGAAAGGAGUUUUCUUUUGUUAUAAAAUCUGAGGUUAUUGAAAUGUGGGCAAAGGAUGAAAGUUUUGAGCCUUGCGAAGCAGUCUCCUUCAAGACUAGUCAGAUCGUUGAACUUCCUAAAGGACUAGCAGGUUGCAAACUCUUGGGCAUCUCAUUGCUUGGGAAGUUGAAGGUUCUUUCAUUUAGUCGCUCUGAUAUCAAAGAAUUGCAAGAAGAAAUAGGUGAUUUGGAUAAUCUUAAAUUGUUGGAUUUAUCAUAUUGUAAACAACUACAGAGAAUCCCUCCUCAGUUAAUACGAAGAUUGUCCCAAUCAGAAGAACUAUACUUACAUGGUUGUGAAAGAAUAAAAUGGGCUACUGAGAACACGGUUCAAGAAGAAAGCUAUGCCAGCCUAUCGGAGUUGAAUUCCUUGUCAAACUUGGCCGUAUUAUCUUUAGAGGUUUCUUCUAAACAUCUUCCACGAGACUUUCUGUUCCGUAAAUUACCAAGGUUUUGUGUAUGCGUUAGCUUUUCUAAGUUAUAUGUAAUGAAGAGGGACUUUGAGAUCGACCAAUUGUCAGGAUCCUUAGAAAUUGAGGGUCUGUAA
This is a messenger RNA of Durio zibethinus, 1812 nucleotides long. The record is from RefSeq and is a predicted model, not a curated record. Lineage: Eukaryota; Viridiplantae; Streptophyta; Magnoliopsida; Malvales; Malvaceae.